Aspergillus steynii IBT 23096 is the source of this 348-nucleotide messenger RNA. RefSeq lists its product as uncharacterized. The record is from RefSeq and is a predicted model, not a curated record. Bases 1 to 348 code for a protein of 115 amino acids. Lineage: Eukaryota; Fungi; Ascomycota; Eurotiomycetes; Eurotiales; Aspergillaceae. The transcript has 2 exons.
AUGACCGUCAACAUCGACCAGCUCAACACCAAAAUGACCGAAUGGCUCUCAGCCUUCAAAUCCCACCCCCAACUCCAACCACCCUCCCCACAACCAACCCUCUUCUUCAUGUACGAAUUCGCCCGCAACACGCACUCCAUGCUCGAGAAGAUCGACGCCGACAAGUACCGCGCCUCGGACCCCGGCGCCCUCGCGCAGAUGAAAGAAGUCACCGGCCGGAACAUGUUCGCGAAGGUCCUGCUGAACGAUACUACGGGGAAGCUGGGGGCUAUGACGGGUGGCGGGACGGUUGAUUUCGGGGAGGAGGUGAAGGGGAAGGCAGAUGCGGUUAAUGCUGUUGGGGCUUAG